GGCGACCACGAGAGAGAUGGAAGAAUUUCUGGAGGAACAUCGUCACAAAUAUGAGCCCUCGCAGCAUUGGCGGGCACGAAAACAGUUCAUGAUCAACAACUGGGAGCGCUACUCUGGAAACCAGUUGGUUUCCUUGUCCAUGGUGUGGUCAAAUGUGGAGUUUGAUGGAGCAACGUAUCCCUCAGAGUUGAUGAUCAGAGUCAAGAUGAUGGCUGAAGGAAUCACAGUGGAUGAAUAGCCAUGACAGCAUAUUAAAUUGCGAAACAUGAUAGUGACUUAAAGUGACAUCAGCAAGACGUCGUACGACAUGACCUCAUAUUUCCCUGUUUUGAAAAUGGCAAAGUUACACUCGGAAAAGCAGUCCCUUUUUAGCUGUCACCCCUUCACAAAGAUGAAAAAACGAUAGAACAGUCAAUGCCAUUAAAACUCUUUGUCUGGUGUUCUUUUUGUUGAAGAUAUCCACCCGAAUUGAUGGCCAGAGUGCAGGAAAUGGGCCAAGGGAUAACGUUAGAUGAGCCAGCAGCCCCAGUUGUACGUGAACCGCCCAAAGUCACUGUGAGCAAACCCAAAGAUGAACCCCAGAGCAAACCCGAAUCCCUGCUCCAGUUGAAUCCACUAACCAAGAGAAGCUACGAAGAGGAUAGUGCUCUGAAUAACAAGGCUCAGAAGACACAGAGUGGACAGAGUGCAAAGGAGCGAGCAAUCUCUGGAUAUGAUGCCCGGCUUGGACAGAGAGGUGGCGCUAGCCAAUCAGCAGCAUGGAGCCAGCCUUCCCAACGGGGGGCGGGGCCUGCCGGGUACGAUAAGGUCAUAGCCGACUUGGCAUACAACCUGAAGAAACAAACCAGCACCAGCAACCGUGGUGGGUCAGCACUAAACAAGCUUCACAACGCCGGCCUGCGGCUGUCUCUGAGACCGGAGGUGGAGUACAUUGAAAUCCCACCCCCUCACCUGCCUCAUGCCAGAAGGGGACGGGGAAAGAGUCCCCUGGACAACCCGACGUGGCUGUGCAACCUGUACAUGGGAGACACACUCCUGGCCAGUGUUGAGGCCAAGAACAAGCCCGAUUCCAAAACAGCUGCUGCAGAGAAAGCCGUGCUCCUCUUGGAGGGUUCAGGGUUCGCCGUCCAGAACGUCAACAAGCAGAGCAAACAUGGCAGGAGCUACUAUAAAGAGGUCGUCCCGCAUGAUCGGCAACUCAACUCCCAGACCUUUCCGGUGAACAAGCAGAAUAAGUGCGGCGCACCACCGCCGACGUGGACAUUGGAAAACUUUGUCUUGAUGGAGCCUUCUAAAGCGGUGCCUGCCACGAGCAUCCUGAUCAACUCUGCGCAGAGUAACCAUGUCCCGAUCCUGUUUGAAACAUCUGAAGAUAUCCGGACUGUUGGCGGCAAAUCUGGAUUCGAGUGUACAACCAUCAUUAAUGGCGUGACGGUCUGUGGUGGUCUGCACAUGAACAAGCGUGAGGCAAGAAAUGUGUCGGCCGAGAAUGCUCUGACGUUGCUACGCAAGACCUGCCCUGUCCUCAGGAAGAACCUCCACAUGGCCCAAGGCAGUGCCAUCAAACGGAAUGAGCUUGCUAAAGGUCAGGUGUCCCUGCCCCCCAAGAAAGCCAGUGCCAUCGAAGACACCAACCUGGGUCACAAGAUGCUGAAGAUGAUGGGCUGGAGCGGAGGAGCCCUGGGCAAGGAUGGUAUCGUGGAGCCCAUCCAAGCCAGCGAGAAGUUCACCCGGGAGGGCCUGGGUUACACCGUGGCAGUCCCCAAGAACAGCACCAACGAGAUCGACAUGAAGGCAGUCCGCAGGAUCCUGGAAGACUAUGUGCAUUCGGGAAGACGGGACGACCUCAUCUUCACUUCGGAACUGUCCUCCGAGGAGCGGAAGGCCAUCCAUCAGAUCUGCAACCGCUUCAACCUGAAGAGCAAGUCACACGGCUCAGGGAAAAAGCGCUACUUGGUUGUCAAUCAGAAAAGGAAAUUGAACGAGCUGGUGCAGGAAAUAGCUGAAAGUGGGGGAACCUGUGGGCAAUAUGAGCUUCUUACUCCUGGCAAGAGUAAAAUGUGACAUGGUAUGUCCAAAUCAGGCACAUCUAGAUAAAUUUAAGUUUCAUUUUUGCAGUGUUAAACGACAACAUCCAUCACUUUUUGACAUUAUUGUUCUGCCUGAUUUGGAUGUACAAUGUAACACAUUUUAAAUGUAAUCUUCAACAUAUUUUUACAAAUGUACU
Messenger RNA from Patiria miniata (bat star), 2227 nucleotides. RefSeq names its product NF-kappa-B-repressing factor-like. Lineage: Eukaryota; Metazoa; Echinodermata; Asteroidea; Valvatida; Asterinidae. Bases 472 to 2064 code for a protein of 530 amino acids. The transcript has 2 exons. The record is from RefSeq and is a predicted model, not a curated record. Gene Ontology annotation, molecular function: nucleic acid binding.